Messenger RNA from Doryrhamphus excisus (bluestripe pipefish), 3884 nucleotides. RefSeq names its product DnaJ heat shock protein family (Hsp40) member B1a (gene dnajb1a). Gene Ontology annotation, biological process: negative regulation of transcription by RNA polymerase II. The record is from RefSeq and is a predicted model, not a curated record. Lineage: Eukaryota; Metazoa; Chordata; Actinopteri; Syngnathiformes; Syngnathidae. Gene Ontology annotation, cellular component: cytosol. Gene Ontology annotation, molecular function: Hsp70 protein binding; transcription corepressor activity.
CACACGUCAGUAACACUAGCUUCUUCCAGAAGUUUCUUCCCAGCGAUUCUCUGCUGCUGCUCCCUUGCGGUCCGACACGAACAUUUCAGUUCGAACACGCCGCCUGACGUCGGGUCGUUCAAUUUCGGUGACAUUUGUCUCCUCGUCUUUGGCGUGAAGAAGAAAACUCGUCUACGUAUUCGAGUCAACCCGGCUGACCUUUUACCUUUACCUGUAGCUAUCUCAUUUGCUAGCUAGUUAGCUAGCCGGAGACGCUAGCGUCGUUAGCCACAUGCUGGGGGCUCCCGAUGUGUUCUUGGCACCCAAAAGGGAAGAGGAUCCAUCUGGAAUGUUUUUUUGAAGACGUGGAAGAAGAAGUGACAGGUUAGUUGUGAUGGGUAAAGAUUAUUACAAAGUGCUGGGGAUAGCCAAGGGUGCCACGGAAGAUGAAAUAAAGAAGGCGUACAGAAAGCAGGCCCUCCGCUACCACCCGGACAAGAACAAGUCUGCAGGGGCUGAGGACAAAUUUAAGGAAAUUGCAGAAGCCUACGACGUCCUCAGUGAUGCAAAGAAGAAGGACAUUUACGAUCGAUACGGCGAGGAAGGCCUGAAGGGUUCUGCUGGAGGUGGCGGUGGAGGUCACAGUGGCUCUACCUACAACUACACCUUCCAUGGAGACCCUCAUGCCAUGUUCGCUGAGUUCUUCGGCGGCCGCAGCCCGUUCGAUCACUUCUUCUCGCAGAACGGUGACGACGGCAACAUGGAUGUCAACGACCCCUUUGCCGCCUUCGGCAUGGGCAGCAUGGGUGGCUUCCACCGGCCCUUCAAACACCACCCCGGCGGCCUGCACGGCGCCCACGAGAAGAAGAAGGACCCGCCCGUGGUCCACGAGCUGAAGGUGAGCCUGGAGGAGGUGUUCUCGGGCUGCACCAAGAAGAUGAAGAUCUCCCGUAAAAGACUGAACCCCGACGGACGCACCAUUCGCUGCGAGGACAAGAUUCUGUCGGUGGAUAUCAAGCGCGGCUGGAAAGAGGGGACCAAAAUCACCUUCCCACGGGAGGGAGACGAAACGCCCACUAACAUUCCCGCCGACGUGGUGUUUGUGGUCAAAGACAAACCUCAUCCCGUGUUCAGGAGGGAGGGCUCUGAUAUUAUUUACCCUGCAAAAAUAUCACUCAGAGACGCACUCUGCGGGUGCACAGUCAGCGCCCCCACGCUGGACGGCCGGACCAUCACUGUGACCUCCAGGGACGUGGUGAAGCCGGGCAUGAAGAAGCGUAUCCUGGGAGAAGGCCUGCCUCUGUCCAAGUGGCCCGAAAAGAGGGGCGACAUGAUUCUGGACUUUACAGUCAAAUUCCCCGACAAACUUGGACAAAACACCCGCGACGCGCUCAGGCAGGUUCUCCCGCCGUGAUGCGGGAUGCAAUAACUCGGAACACUUUCAACGCCGUUCUUCAGGGUGCUUUUGAUUUCAGGAUUUUUUUCGGACUUUGCUUGUCUGGCGACAACACCUUAAAAAAAACACAAAAUCAAAGAUUUGGCUAUUUAUUGUUAGCUGGAGUUUAUCAAUGCACUAAACCUUGUUUUUGUUUUUUAAGAGUGAACCAACACUGCCUGAGCUUGGAGCUUUUGAAUCGCUUACUUCAGGUAUUUUACUAUCACAGAGGAAGACAAACACUGAGCCACGUUCAAUUUGGGGAAUAAAUCAUAGAAAGCACUCCCGAGUAAUAGAGCCCCACUGAAAAGGACAAAAAUAUCAUUCAGAAAUUGUACUUUUAUGAGAGGAAAUGGUCCCUUUAUCAUAACACUAAAGUUAUCCUUUUAUCAGGAAAAUUUUAUACUAUUGGGCUGCACGGUGUUCGAGUGGUUAGCGCCAGGAGCAGGAGGAGACCUGGGUUCAAUUCCACCCUUGGCCAUCUCUGUGUGGAGUUUGCAUGUUCUCCCCGUGCAUGCGUGGGUUUUCUCCGGGUACUCCGGUUUCCUCCCACAUUCCAAAAACAUGCUAGGUUAAUUGGUGACUCCAAAUUGUCCAUGGGUAUGAAUGUGAGUGUGAAUGGUUGUUUGUCUAUAUGUGCCCUGUGAUUGGCUGGCGACCAGUCCAGGGUGUGCCCCGCCUCUUGUCCGAAGACAGCUGGGAUAGGCUCCAGCGUGAGGAAAAGCGGUAGAAAAUUAAUGAAUUAAUGUAUGGAAAAAAUAAUAGUGUGCUAAAAGUGCUAAUUUAAUGACAAAAAUAGUAUAAAUAUCAAUAUUUAUUAAUAGUCAUAAUAUUGUGACUAUAAAGAUUAUCCAAAGAAAUUUGUAAUAUUGUGGGUGUAAAUUUGAUGAGAAAUACAGAAUGAAUAUGAAGUAAUUUUAUGACAAAAAAACAAAAUAAUGAUUUUAAGGAAAAAACGUUCUAUGCUAAUGAAGUUUUAUUAUUUAUAACGUAAAUUGACUUUAUUUCCUCUCAUAACUAAUUUCCUGUCAGUGUGACUCUUGUACUCGUUGAUGGAAAGCACUUUGAUCAGCCGUUUCCUUUUAUUAUUAUUAUUAUUUUAUUUUUUUAGCGUUCAGGUGAUGCAUGUGUCAUGGCUGCUUCAAUGGAACCUGAGGUGCUAUUGCUGCUCUUAGCAUGCCGUCAAUUACCUCCUGUGGUGAGACGCACACCCGCUGUGGUGGGGGCGUCAGUGACAACUGACCUUAUUUAAUGGUGAACUAUUUACAUUGACUCGUGUCGAUGUCGGUUACCUCAUACGCUUUUUAAAACACACGAUAACGGUGCCACUCAUGUAGCGGUCGUAAUAUAUCUUUUAAAAAUUCAUUUUUUCUGGGUGGGGGCAGACGGUGCACAUUGUUGACUUAAUUUGUUUAUGUCAAUGUGCCAAAUAAAGAAUGUGUAGUCAUCAUAUGGAUGGAUGUUGAGGGCAUUUUGAUGUAUGUCAGGCUAUUAGUUGUAAUAUAAAUGAUGAUAAUACAUGCUAUGCCUUGUUUGACACCGUACAGGAAGUCCCUCCCCUAAUUUUAAACACACUAGCCUCAUAAAAAGACUUCCAAGUGACAUUUAGCUUCUUCCUACUCCUCAUGGAGUAUUUCUUCUUAAACACAAAUGUGCUUUCACAUAACGAGAGGUGGGCUGGUUUCAUUUUUUUUGUUGUUGUUUACAGGUUGUGAUUGAUGCUAUUCUGGCUUUAUGAAUGGAUCACAUGACUUUGUUAUCAAGCCUCAAAAUGCUGCCUGGACUUGUUUUACCACAUUAGAUUACAACUGAUUACUAUUGGUUAGUAGUAUUGAGGCAUAUUGUAUUUAUUGCACUAAGUUUGAUUUUAAAUGCUUUCUAUUUUUUGGCACCCUUGGUUGGUCAUAAGAGUGGAUAUUUCAUAGAUCAGAAGACUGCAAACGGGAAUAAAAUAAACUCCGACUACAUCUGAUUGUGGUGUAUCUAUAUUAAAUGGGCAAUAAUUCAUAGUAAAGUUGUGCGUUAUUGGCAAUAAUUGGCAACGCUGUAGUAGAUAACCAGUGUUUACUGACCUCUAGCGGCCGUAAAGCGUAACUGCCGCUUUUGAACAACGUGGGAGUUUUAAGUUCUCGCAUGAGAAAGUGUCGUCGUCGCUUUGGAUGAGAGCCCACAACGUGUCGUCAUGACUACAAACAUCUCAACAAUCGGUGAUUAAGAACAAUACGUAUUACUUAUUUUUGUUUUGCCCCGGGGGAGAAAAAAAGCACGUCAAUCACUGCUGUCAUUGUGACAUCCGAUAGUCAGUGAAUGUAACAUCAUGUCGUUUGGUUAUAAUAAUUUUUUAAAAAAAGCUACUUUUCGGUACUGUUAUCGUCUCUAUGCACUAAUUCACCCGAUUUGCGUGUAGUGGCCUAAAUGAAAAUAAAAAUGUGGUAUUUGCUAGCUUUUUGGUGUUUACAGCAGUUUUUUU